Messenger RNA from Pelmatolapia mariae (spotted tilapia), 933 nucleotides. RefSeq names its product B2 bradykinin receptor-like. The record is from RefSeq and is a predicted model, not a curated record. Gene Ontology annotation, molecular function: C-C chemokine receptor activity; C-C chemokine binding; bradykinin receptor activity. NCBI's taxonomy places the organism in Eukaryota, Metazoa, Chordata, Actinopteri, Cichliformes, Cichlidae. The transcript has a single exon. The coding region runs from base 1 to 933 and encodes 310 amino acids. Gene Ontology annotation, biological process: positive regulation of cytosolic calcium ion concentration; cell chemotaxis; calcium-mediated signaling. Gene Ontology annotation, cellular component: membrane; external side of plasma membrane.
AUGUCUGGAAACCAAAGCAACACAAGUGAGGACCAUUGUAUUCGCACCAUUGUUGGCAGCAAUAACUUGAUCUUCACUAUUGCUCCAGCUUAUUUCGUCAGCGUGCUUGGAUUCAUCAUUAAUGUGUUUGUGCUGAUGGUUUUCUGCCUCCACAAGAAGGCCUGCACUGUCACUGAGAUCUACUUGAGCAACCUGACUGGAACUCAGCUUCUUCUGGUGUGCUGUUUGCCCUUCUGGACUGAUAAUGAAAGAGCCAACUAUGACUGGCCUUUCAGUGAAAGCCUGUGCAAGCUGGUACGAGCUGUUAUGAGAAUGAAUGAAUUUUGCAAUAUCUACUUUCUUGUUCUGGCUAGCUUAGAUUCUUAUGUGGCACUGGUGCACCCGCUUUUCCAUGAGUUGAUGAGUAGGCCAUUUAAUGCCAAACUGGGAUGUCUGUUUGUGUGGAGUUUUGGUUUGGUCUUUACUUUCCCCAAUUUCAUCUGUAAUAAGUUAAUAAUCCACCCUCAGUCAAAUCUUACUCACUGUUUACUUGACUUCACUUCACUAGAUCAACAUCUGCUGUAUGACGUGAGAGUCAUAAUAUUCAACUUUAUCAUCCCUGUUAUCAUUAUUUUGUUCUGCGCUGUCAGAAUUAUUCAAACUCUGAGAAAGAGGCGAAUGGAGGGUUUAAAACCACAGAGAACAGAGCAGAAGACCACCACUCUCAUCCUGGCAGUUCUACUGGCAUUCCUGAUCUGCUGGGUGCCAUUCCACGUGGCAACGUUACUACAAGUUCUCCGCUACACUCGCAUUCUGAAAUGUCACACCAUAGUGGUAAUAAUCCAAGAGUUCUCUGUUUACUUAAUCUUCUUCAGCUGUGUCCUUAACCCCAUUCUCUACGUCAUUAUUGGGAAAAGCUUCCGGAACAGGACAAAGGAAUUCUUCAAGCAGUGA